GGCCGCCAGCACUAAAGAUGGAGAGGCGCCGGGGCCUCGCAGGGGAGGGGGCUCGGCGUUGACGUGGGACGCGGCGGAGGCGCCGCAGCCGGUGGUGAUUUGCUAACCUCGCAGCAGAGAGGAGUUGAGGGCGAUGAGAGCGGGUACUGCGAACUGCCGGGCGAUGCCGCCGCUGCCGCCGUGAUACCGAGAGCAACAGUUCCCAGCAACACCCUUCCCCGACACAGGCCCCCCCCCCCCCCCCAAGAGGCACGCACACCCACCCCCAGCGCCCGGCUCGGCAGCGCCCUCUCGGUUGGCCCAGGAAACCCACCCAGCCCCGUCACGCAGAGCCAGGAAGGAAAGAGAGCCUCAUGCCUGAGCCGAGGGGAGCACCAUGGAUCUGACAAAGAUGGGCAUGAUCCAGCUGCAGAACCCCAGCCACCCCACGGGGCUCCUGUGCAAGGCCAACCAGAUGCGUCUGGCCGGGACGCUGUGCGAUGUGGUCAUCAUGGUGGACAGCCAGGAGUUCCAUGCCCACCGGACCGUGCUGGCCUGCACCAGCAAGAUGUUUGAGAUCCUCUUCCACCGCAACAGCCAGCACUAUACUCUGGACUUCCUCUCGCCAAAGACCUUCCAGCAGAUUCUGGAGUAUGCGUACACGGCCACACUGCAAGCCAAGGCGGAGGACCUGGAUGACCUACUGUAUGCAGCCGAGAUCCUAGAGAUCGAGUACCUGGAGGAGCAGUGCCUGAAGAUCCUGGAGACCAUCCAGGCCUCAGACGACAAUGACACGGAGGCCACCAUGGCGGACGGCGCGGCCGAGGAGGAGGAGGACCGCAAAGCUCGGUACCUCAAGAACAUCUUCAUCUCGAAGCAUUCCAGCGAGGGGAGUGGGUACGCCAGUGUGGCUGCUCAGAGCCUCCCUGGACCCAUGGUGGACCAGAGCCCUUCCGUCUCCAGCUCAUUUGGUCUCUCGGCCAUGAGUCCCACCAAGGCUGCGGUGGACAGUUUGAUGACCAUAGGACAGUCUCUCCUGCAGGGAACUCUUCAGCCUCCCGCAGGGCCUGAGGAGCCAGCUCUGGCCGGGGGUGGCAGGCACGGUGGGGUGGCCGAGGUGAAGACGGAGAUGAUGCAGGUGGAUGAGGUGCCCGGCCAGGACAGCCCUGGGGCCACCGAGUCCAGCAUGGUGGGCGCGGUCGGGGACAAGGUUGAGGAGAGGAGCAAAGAAGGGCCCGGGACCCCAACUCGCAGCAGCGUCAUCACCAGCGCUCGGGAGCUGCAUUAUGGGCGCGAGGAGAGCGCCGAGCAGCUGCCGCCCCCGGUCGAGGCUGCCCAGGGCCCCCCCGGCCGACCGGAGCACCCUGCGCCCCCGGCCGAGAAACACCUGGGCAUCUAUUCUGUGUUGCCCAACCACAAGGCCGACGCCGUGCUGAGCAUGCCGUCUUCAGUGACUUCUGGCCUCCACGUGCAGCCUGCCCUGGCCGUGUCCAUGGACUUCAGCACCUACGGGGGGCUGCUGCCCCAGGGCUUCAUCCAGAGGGAGCUGUUCAGCAAGCUGGGGGAGCUGGCUGUGGGCAUGAAGUCAGAGAGCCGGACCAUCGGGGAGCAGUGCAGUGUGUGUGGGGUGGAGCUUCCUGACAACGAGGCCGUGGAACAGCACAGGAAGCUGCACAGUGGGAUGAAGACGUACGGGUGUGAACUCUGCGGAAAGCGGUUCCUGGAUAGUUUGCGACUAAGAAUGCACUUACUGGCUCAUUCAGCGGGUGCCAAAGCCUUUGUCUGUGACCAGUGCGGAGCCCAGUUUUCGAAGGAGGAUGCCCUGGAGACCCACAGGCAGACCCAUACUGGCACGGACAUGGCUGUCUUCUGUCUGCUGUGCGGGAAGCGUUUCCAGGCUCAGAGCGCGCUCCAGCAGCACAUGGAGGUCCACGCGGGCGUGCGCAGCUACACCUGCAGCGAGUGCAACCGCACCUUCCCCAGCCACACCGCCCUCAAACGUCACCUGCGCUCGCACACAGGCGACCAUCCCUACGAGUGUGAGUUCUGUGGCAGCUGCUUCCGGGACGAGAGCACGCUCAAGAGCCACAAACGCAUCCACACGGGCGAGAAACCCUAUGAGUGCAAUGGCUGUGGCAAGAAGUUCAGCCUCAAGCACCAGCUGGAGACGCACUAUAGGGUGCAUACAGGUGAGAAGCCCUUUGAGUGUAAGCUGUGCCACCAGCGCUCCCGGGACUACUCGGCCAUGAUUAAGCACCUGCGCACGCACAACGGCGCCUCCCCCUACCAGUGCACCAUCUGCACGGAAUACUGCCCCAGCCUCUCCUCUAUGCAGAAGCACAUGAAGGGCCACAAGCCCGAGGAGAUCCCGCCCGACUGGAGGAUAGAGAAGACUUACCUCUACCUGUGCUACGUGUGAGGCAAGACGGCGGCAGUGGCGGGGGAGCGGGCAGCCGGGAGAGAAGAGUUAGGGCAGGAUGAAGUCGAGGAAGGACUGUGGAAAAAAAAAAGAAAGAAAAAGACAAAAAAAAGGAAAUAGAAAAAAAGAAAAAAAAAAGAGAGAGAGAAGAAAAAGGAAACCUGAUAGCUGUCUGGCCUCGGACUCUCUCUGGGGCUCCCAAGUGACCUGGAUGCCCCGCCACCACCCCUCCCCGGCGGCCUCUGUCCCUCCUCCCUGGCUGGAGGUUGGCUUCAUUUUCUUGGGUUGGGGUGAGCAUGGUUUGUUUAGCUCACUUGGUGGUAUAUUUUUCUCUUCCCUCCACCCAGACCCUCCUUUUGCAUCCAGAAGUGGAGGCUAGGGAGGGGGUGAGGGGUGCUGUGGUCAGAGCCAAACAAUCUUUGCCUGUCGCCCUCAGAGGGAGGGGGCCCGCAGGUGGUGGGGCUGGGUUGGGUCACAGUCACUAGUCGAUGGUCACAUGGCAGCUCUGGGGGCAGAGUGGAGUGGGAGGGGCUCUCCUUCCCUCCCACCACUCAGUUCAUUUGUUGCCCCCCCCCCCCAGCUCUGCCGCUUGGGGUGUCCCCUCAAGGUGUUCAGCAGCCUCAUGGCUCUUGCCCGUCCCGCAGCUCCUUGCUCCCUGCCUCCAAGAGGCCCCUCCCAAGUGCAGGGGUGCCCAGCCCCUCAUGCAUCAGGCAGCGCCUUCCCUCCUGGCUUAGCUCCCUAGCUGGGAAGCUGCAUUGGACUCCACAGCCCCCUCACCCCACCCUCCGCUUUCUGAGAACACAAAAUAAACGGAGUACCCCACCCUAGUCAAGCCCUGUCAUGAGCGAGGUUCCUGCUGAGCUGCUUUCGCUUCCAAAAUGGGAAAACAUAACUAACCCUAUACCGUCCCACCAAGCAAACCAACACCAAUCCCUACCACCCCUAUUUCAGGCCCUAGGAGAAGGCGUCCGUGAAAGGGCUCAUUGUCCGAGGGAAGGAUGUGCCCAGAUGUGUCCUACACCUGGAGAAGGGGACGCCCUGACCGGGGAUUGGGCUAGCUGGUUGAGGGUGGGGACCCCAGCCCUGGUCCAGAGAGCAGCACAGAGUUCCUGGCUCUCAGGGCAACACCCCCCCCCCCCCCCCCCCCGCAAGUUCCCAGGGAGGAGGAAGGAGAGGAGGAAGAGGAGUAGAAAGCGCUUUGGCCCUUAUGUAAAUGUUUUGCUUCUUUUCUGUGUCCCCUGUUCCCCUGUUAGCACAUUGUACUUGAAUUACCUCAGUUUUUUGUGACCUCAUGAGCUUUUUUAACCCCUGUAUCUCUUUUUUGGUUGGGGGUUGGAGGAAUGGGGAGGACGUUCUUUUCUGUUUCUUGUAUAAAUUAAUAGUUGGUUUAGUAGACUUCAGCUGGCCACGGCCCUUUGCCAUCCCAGCUGGACAGAGCUGGACGGAAGGAGUGGAGUACUCAGGAUCAGGACGUGAGAGCCGGGGUCAGCAGAAGGUGGGCGAAAGGGAGAGUGUGUCAGGGGCACUCUGGAGUCACCGUUGGCUCUGCCCAGGGCCUCCCAGAGUCCUCUGUACCCAGCAAGGGUUCAGCCUAAAACACUCUGGAGAAGAUCCUACCUUUCUUAGAAUUUGCUGGGACCUUUGGGCCUGGGGGCCUGUAUUAUUCAGAUCCCUGCAACCGUGUGGCCCCGCCUCUGUGUGCAUUAUCAUUGCCAAAAUGGGUCUCUUUUGCAGGGCUGGCGUGGGGAUGAGCCGGCCUCUGUUUUGUUGCGUUAGGGUGGGGGUGUUGUUUUUCUAAAAGCUACCUCUUAUGUUCCUCCAGUUCUUUUGUUCCCUUGCUGCCUCCCUUUCUGCUGCUCUGUUUCCCUCCUUCCCCCCAACCUCCCCCCCUGAAUUUUGGAAAGCACGUUUGCAAUAUUUGGUUCGCUUUGGGAUGGGCCCUCCGUUUCAUCUCAUGCUUUAUUUGUAAGAGUUGUGUUUGUUUGUUUGUUUUCUUUUUUUUUCUUUCCUUUCUCUCUCUGAGAAAGUUGUGGCUGCGUUUUUAUCUUAGGGUUUUAAAAGUGGUUUUGGGGAAGUGGUUUUGGGGAGAAGGGUUGUGAGGGCUCUAGGGAAGUCGGAGGGAUGGGUGCUGCUGUGACCACCCCCCUGUCCCCCGGCCCCGUCCCUCCUGCCCUCCCCCUGCAAUCCUGCCCACCAAAUUUGAAGGCCUUAAAAAUUGUGUUGGGGGGGGAUCGGAACUUGGGGGGACCGUGUCACUAGACUGUCGGUCGGGGAUGGUCAGGUAGGGAGGAUGCUCUUUUGCAGUUGUAAUAAUGACUUAGUGCUUUGGAAAGGACAAAAAAAGUUGAACUAUGUGACUAGAGCAGUUGUCGUGUUGAUAAUGUGAAAAGAGGCAAAUCAUCUGGGGGAGGGGCGGUCUGUAAGAAAUGUUUAUGCACUAUGCUUCCUCCCCCAGCCUGGGAAGAAGGGGGUCUGUAAACCCCCGAAAACAAUAUUUUAACAGCAAGAUCUCUUGCAACUUCGGUGGGGAAGGAAAAAAAAAAAAAAA
This is a messenger RNA of Lynx canadensis (Canada lynx), 4946 nucleotides long. It is a transcript of the gene ZBTB16, whose product is annotated as zinc finger and BTB domain containing 16. Lineage: Eukaryota; Metazoa; Chordata; Mammalia; Carnivora; Felidae. Gene Ontology annotation, molecular function: protein binding; DNA-binding transcription factor activity, RNA polymerase II-specific; RNA polymerase II cis-regulatory region sequence-specific DNA binding. The record is from RefSeq and is a predicted model, not a curated record. Gene Ontology annotation, biological process: regulation of transcription by RNA polymerase II. The coding region runs from base 377 to 2398 and encodes 673 amino acids. The transcript is spliced from 7 exons.